This is a messenger RNA of Coregonus sp. 'balchen', 735 nucleotides long. The record is from the annotation of a GenBank genome assembly. NCBI's taxonomy places the organism in Eukaryota, Metazoa, Chordata, Actinopteri, Salmoniformes, Salmonidae.
AUGGAGGCCCUGGCGACCCAGGAUAAUAUAAAUGACAGUGAAUGCGCAGACCUGGACUUUCCAUCUGGCGAGGCGCAGCUCUUUGAGCUCCAUGUCCUACAGGAGCCCCCUCCCUCUCCACCGAGAGAAGCAGAAAAAUGUGACAGCGACAAAGUGACGCGUUACAUAGCGGAAGUGGAGAAACAGAAUAAAUACCUUCAGGAGAAGGCACACAAAUACAGAUUCCACAUAAUCCCUGACGGCAACUGUCUGUACAGGGCGGUGUGCAAAGCCACCUAUGGAGAGCAGUCUAUGCACAAGGAGCUGAGAGAUCAGACAAUGCACCACAUAGCCGACCACCUGGAUGAGUUUAACCCCAUCGUUGAGGGAGAUGUCGGGGAGUUCUUGAUCAACGCAGCGCAGGACGGCGCCUGGGCGGGCUAUCCGGAGCUUCUGGCGAUGAGUCAGAUGUUGAAUGUGAACAUUUACCUGACCACUGGAGGUAGCUUGGUGAGUCCCACGAUUUCGACCAUGGUGCACUACCUGGGGGAAGAGGACUCGUCCAAACCCGCUGUCUGGUUGAGUUGGCUCAGUAACGGACACUAUGAUGUCCUGCUGGACAGGUGUGUGGCCAACCCAGAGUAUGACGACUGGUUCCGUCAUUCUCAGAUGCAAAGGAAACGGGACGAAGAGCUGGCCAAGUCGAUGGCAGCAUCACUGUCUAAAAUGUACAUCGAACAAAAUGGUCACAUUUGA